UAAACGGAGUAAAUCUAUAAAUAUAUCUAGAGAAACCAAAAGUAAGAAAGGAGAAGAUGAGAGUGGCGGUGGCCAUUGAUAACAGUGAAGAGAGCUACAAUGCUCUAAAAUGGAUUCUUGAUUAUCUCCUUACUCAACCAUCUACUAAACUCACUCUUGUUCAUGUCAUGGAGCCCCUCCCUCCUUUUCAUGGUGUAGAAUCAGCAAGUCGGGCGCAAGCACAAGAGGCAGCAAGAAUACUGGCACGUGCCUCUGAAAUGUGCAAAGCAAAAAUGAUCAAUGCAGAAAGUCUAAUUCUUGAGGGUGAUCCAAAGAACCUGCUCUGUGAAGCAACAGCGAAAAUGAACGUCGAUCUUCUUGCAAUUGCUAGCCGCGGACUCGGCCAAAUUAAAAGGGCGUUUCUGGGAAGUGUUAGCGACUACUGCGCCCACCAUGCAAAAUGCCCUGUGCUUAUUGUGAAGCCAACUAAAGAGUCUCCUAAAUAGAAUUUGGUGUAAAAAGUUUUGUUGCUGCUAGUUUAGGUGUAAGAAAUUCCUGCAAGCUCAGGAUGUGCAAUAGGGUGUAGGUGCAGAAUGUCCUUCCUCUCCCUCCCUCCUUUCCUUGUUAAAUAUGUAUGGAGUUGAUAUUGUAAGUAUGCUUUCUAUCAGUCGUUUUUAUUUCAAAUUAUUGUUUAAAUUGUUA
Molecule: messenger RNA, 681 nt
Organism: Lycium barbarum (goji berry)
Lineage: Eukaryota; Viridiplantae; Streptophyta; Magnoliopsida; Solanales; Solanaceae
Product: universal stress protein PHOS34-like
Exons: 4
Coding region: 57-485 (142 amino acids)
Source: RefSeq, a predicted model, not a curated record